This is a messenger RNA of Papaver somniferum (opium poppy), 1446 nucleotides long. Its product is annotated as peroxidase 55-like. Lineage: Eukaryota; Viridiplantae; Streptophyta; Magnoliopsida; Ranunculales; Papaveraceae. The transcript has 4 exons. Gene Ontology annotation, biological process: hydrogen peroxide catabolic process; response to oxidative stress. Gene Ontology annotation, molecular function: heme binding; peroxidase activity. Bases 202 to 1101 code for a protein of 299 amino acids. The record is from RefSeq and is a predicted model, not a curated record.
CUGUGACUGUGAGUUUACUUACCUUGUUCCCGUCGAGAGAAAGGAGAGAAGAAAAUUCGAAAGAACACAGAGAAAACGGGUGAAAAUAUUAUUUGGUACCAUUAAUGGAAGAAGAAGAAGACAACUCAGUGACCUAAUUGGGUUUCUUUUCACCAUGAUCAAAGUUGAAAAACCGAGAGAAAAAGGCUUCAGAUCGUCAAAAUGGUGGGGUUUUAUGAUGAAUCCUGUCCUCGAGUCGAAGAUAUUAUAUAUGAAGAACUAGUGAAAAAGAUGUCUCCAAUUCCUCGCAACAUCAUCAUACCGGGUAUUCUUAGGCUGUUCUUCCAUGAUUGCUAUGUUCAGGGUUGUGAUGGUUCUGUUUUGAUCUUACCAACGGAGGCCGAUAAUUCUGAGAGAAACGCAUCUAUCAACCUUUCUUUAGCUGGAGAUGCGUUUGACAUUGUUGACAAGGCUAAGGCGGCGUUAGAAAAAGAAUGUCCCGGGGUAGUCUCAUGCUCGGAUAUCCUUGCUAUCUUAGCACGUGAUGUCGUACACUGGUGGGAGGGUCCGCACUGGCAGGUUGAGAAAGGAAGAAGAGAUGGACUCAUCUCCAAUGCAACUGAAGCUCAACUACUCAUGCCAAAGUCUGACGAAAACAUAACAACUCUCAUCCGUGGAUUCGAAUCGAUUGGACUCUCAACUACCGAUCUCGUAACAUUAUCUGGAGCACACACCAUAGGUUUCACACAUUGUAUAGAAUUUGCUAGUCGUAUCUUCCACAACGACACCACAUUGAACUCUAAAAUACGAGAAAAGGUAAUUCUUAGCUGUCCGUUUCCGAAGAUAGACAGAAAUGUUGCUGAAGCACUUGAUCAAACUUCUGAGUUUGUGUUUGAUAAUAAGUUUUACAAGAGCUUACGACAACGGAAAGGCUUGCUCUUGACGGACCAUUAUUUGGCUUUUGAUGAAAAUUAUCUCUCUCGUAAACUAGUUUAUAGGUACUCCCAAGACCAAGAAUUGUUCUUUCAGGAAUUUGCAAAAGCCAUGGUGAAAUUGGGAAGAGUUGGUGUUAAGUCCGGAAAUGAGGGUGAAAUCAGAAGGGAUUGCAAGAAAUUCAACUGAUCAGAAUUUAUCAAUUACUAUGCCACUGUGAGCAUAAUAAGAGGGUAAUUUACUGUUUGUUAGGAGCUACAUACAUGUGAAUUCCCCAUCUAUUGAAUGUUUGCUUUUCAGUUUAAUUCUUUUGCCAAUACCAUGAAUGAAAGAACUAUAGAUUUUAAAGCAUCUUAAUAGAAUUGAACUCCUCUUCAUCCGUCUUUGUACAUAGUAUUCUUUAAAUUUCACCAAAAUGUAACUAAAGAAGAUUCUUUGGUAGGCUAUGAAGCAAACGGUUGUCAUUUAGAAAUUGAAAAUGACUCAACUGGUAUCGUUUUUGUACUUCACUAAUAAAAAUGAAUUUAGCGUCCC